UGGAAAGUCAAGAACUCAAAAACAUCAAACCUGAGUAAAACCUGAGUCUAGCAUAUGUAUUACAUUAGUUUAAGAGUUUUUAAAAUUAUAUUUAUGGGCGGCGUGGCUAGGCAGCAUCCCAGAGCCUGCAGUCCCCACUGGUCACUUUCCGCUGACCCAACAGUCAUUAGUCCGAAGAGAAAGUUUCCAGAGACUACAGAGGGCAAAGAUGGAUCCAAAGUAACUAAACAGGAACCCACAAAACGGUGUGCCAUAUUGUCCGCGAAACCUGCUCCACCAAAACCUGAACCUAAACCAAGAAAAACUUCUACUAAGAAAGAACCUGGAACAAAGGUUAACAGAGGUGUUAAAGGGAAGAAGGAAGAAAAGCAGGUAGCUGGAAAGGAAGGCGCUACACAGUCUGAAAAUGGAGACACUAAAGCUGGAGAGGCGCAGAAAACAAUCUGUAGAUAAGGAGGGAGAAAGAACUGUCACAAAAAGUUGGGGUGAUUUUAUGUGCCUCCUGGGACACCUUUUAAA
This is a messenger RNA of Fukomys damarensis (Damara mole-rat), 519 nucleotides long. Its product is annotated as high mobility group nucleosome-binding domain-containing protein 3-like. Gene Ontology annotation, molecular function: nucleosomal DNA binding. The record is from RefSeq and is a predicted model, not a curated record. Gene Ontology annotation, cellular component: nucleus; chromatin. Gene Ontology annotation, biological process: chromatin organization. Bases 55 to 453 code for a protein of 132 amino acids. The transcript has a single exon. NCBI's taxonomy places the organism in Eukaryota, Metazoa, Chordata, Mammalia, Rodentia, Bathyergidae.